Fusarium keratoplasticum is the source of this 1488-nucleotide messenger RNA. RefSeq names its product JmjC domain-containing protein. Gene Ontology annotation, molecular function: histone demethylase activity. The transcript has a single exon. Bases 1 to 1488 code for a protein of 495 amino acids. Gene Ontology annotation, biological process: chromatin remodeling. Gene Ontology annotation, cellular component: nucleus. The record is from RefSeq and is a predicted model, not a curated record. Lineage: Eukaryota; Fungi; Ascomycota; Sordariomycetes; Hypocreales; Nectriaceae.
AUGGAGGUCCAACCACCGUCGCAUGAGGCGGCGACUCCUCCUUUUCAUUCUCACGAGCCUAUCGUGCAUCAUCAGCUUCCACUCGAGCCUCUUUACGGUCCCUGGCUCCCGAGUGAGCAGGGUUCAAUCCCCGCCAGUUUGCUCCCAGACGUCAUCGAACCGACGCAAUCUGCCCAGCAGGACAUCGCGCCCGCGGUUCAAGAGCCUCGGCUACCAGAAAUCGCCUCAAAUGAUCCGCCUGCGACUCGCGAAACUCCGUCUGCCUCUUCAAACCCUCAGCUGCCAGCAGAUAGUUGGGAUGCGAGCUCGACCCUUAGUGAACCAGGGCCCAUUGAUUGUCCAAUCGACCACGACUAUGACGGACCUCAAGGCCACAGUGUGCUGCGGCUCAAGCCAACCAUCGACCAAUGGAACGACUUUCCCGCCAUUCUUGCCUCUGCCAGACAUCUCGGGGCCGAUGAAGAUGGCUGUUUCAAAGUGAUCCUCCCGCAGGAGCUGCAUGAGGAGCUUCCAGAAAAGAAUUCCCAAAAAGUUGCAGCAAAUGCCUACCGGCCCACCCAGAUCAAGAAGAACAGCUUCUGGCGAGUCGACACUGUCCCUUCUGAGGGCACCUUUUCUUCCGGCGUGACGGGUCCAGAAUGUACCGCCAGUGCUCUGGACGCCAUUGACCAGCUGAGAAAGAUGUUCCGCAAGAAUGACCACAAGCAGAUCCGCAAUGUUCGUUAUCGGGUCGAUGUUCCUGCAUGGACCACCGAGCAACGAAGGCAAGCGGGUGUUCCAGAAAAGAGCCCCAUACAUCCUCUCAAAGGAGACAAGCUGGAGAACACAAGAGCCAUUAUCCCUGGGAUUCACACGCCUUAUGUGUACGAAUCAGGUCCGCAUUUCGGAGCGAGCUUCCAGAUUCAUGCCGAGGACUUCCGACUCGUCUCUCUGAACCAUCUCUACAAGGGCCGCAAGAUCUGGAUCGUGGUUCCGUCCACGGCAGUCGACGUGGCCGAGGAAGCUCUCGGCCGAAAAGGCAAAUGCUCGCAGUUUAUGCGCCACCGGGCUGAAUUCUUUUUCCCUCAGAAGCUCGAAAAACUGGGCAUCCCCUUUCGCAUCGUUGACCAGCGCCCUGGCGAGACCAUAGUGAUUCUGCCAGAUGCGUAUCACGAGGGCUUCAGCACGGGAUAUACCAUUGCCGAGGCCAAGAACUAUGCCGACGAUGCAUGGACUACCGACACAUAUCAACCAUGCGAGAUCAAGUGUCAGCUCGCCACGGCAAUUCCGGCCGAGCUACUGAGACCCUUGCAGGAGGGCGAGACGCAGCUGGAUCUCUGCGCCGGUUACGAACUCAUGUCACAACAAACAACACCAGCACCAGUUACAACGCCGGUGCCGAUGCCGGUGCCAGCGCCGGUACUGGUGCCAACACCAUCUGAACCAGUGAAGCGGCGUUAUGAAGGCGAAGAACGGGAUAAUGGCGAUAUCAAACGGGUCAAGGAAUAG